AUGGUGUUCAUUGUAAGUAUUUUUUAUCGAUUUCUCGACUGGCUUCGGUCCCUCUUUUUUAAGCAGGAAAUGGAACUUACCAUUGUAGGUAUCCAAAAUGCUGGAAAAACCACGCUUCUUAAUAUGAUAACAGUAAGCACCAUUCUGAACGGUGUAUUUAAUGAAGAUAUGAUUCCCACAAUAGGAUUUAACAUGAGGAAGAUCACAAAGGGAGGCAUAAUCAUCAAGAUGUGGGACAUUGGUGGCCAGCCAAGGUUUAGAUCCAUGUGGGAGCGAUAUUGUCGUAACGUCAAUGCCAUUUUGUAA
Messenger RNA from Mitosporidium daphniae, 306 nucleotides. RefSeq lists its product as uncharacterized. Lineage: Eukaryota; Fungi; Microsporidia. Bases 1 to 306 code for a protein of 101 amino acids. Gene Ontology annotation, molecular function: GTPase activity; GTP binding. The transcript has 2 exons. The record is from RefSeq and is a predicted model, not a curated record.